AUGACCAUCACAUACGGCAUCAUCGGCACCAACUGGAUCACCACCUCCUGGAUCCUCUCCGCCGCCAAAACCAAACAAUGGACUCUAGGAGCCGUCUACUCCCGCACUCUCUCCCAAGCCAAAGACUUCGGCCAGAAGCACAACUGUAACACUUCCUACGACACUCUCGACGCCCUUGCCGCCGACUCCUCCCUCCAGGCAAUCUACAUCGCCAGCCCAAACAGCCUGCACUACGCCCACGCGACGCAAAUGCUCGAGGCCGGCAAACACGUCAUCCUUGAGAAGCCCGCGACUUCCACGCCCCGCGAGCUGGACGCGUUGUUCGCGCUGGCGGCGCGGAAAGGCGUCUACCUCAUCGAAGCAUACCGACAUAUCCAGGAGGCGAAUUUCAAAAGAUUGCGAUCGCAACUCGUGGAGGAGCAGCGGCUGGGCAGAAUCUACGGCGCGAGCUUCGGGUACGCGUCGUGGAGCAGUCGAUAUUGGGAUGUCCUGACCGGGAGCCAGCCGGUGCCGAACAUCUUCUCGCUGGAAUUCUCCGGCGGCAGUUUGGUCGAUAUCGGAGUCUAUCCGAUUACGUUUGCGGUGGCACUGUUUGGGGCGCCGAGCAAGCAGACGUAUGUGCCGUUUAUGACGAAGUCGGGCGUUGAUGGUGGUGGAGUGGGCAUUCUGCAUUACGAGGGGUUCGGCGUGCAGAUCAAUGCGAGCAAAGGGUAUCGCAGCGCGGCGCUGUGUGAGAUCUAUGGCGAGAAGGGGACGUUCACGAUCAAUGCCGUCUUUGAUGUGGAGAAGGUGGAGUUUUGGGACCCCAAAACUAAAGAGACUUCGCUGGUGGAGGUCGGACCCGUGGCGGAUUAUGAUAACGGGAGUGUGAACAUGUUGGAGGAGGCACAGGAGUUUGCGAGGAUCAUCAAUGAGAAGGAUGAGGCGGCAUUGAAGGAGUUGGAGAGGAUCUCGAGGAUCGUCAUCGGCGUGACGUCGGAUAUGAGGAAACAGGGAGGAGUCAUCUAUCCUGCUGAUAAAGAAUGA
Molecule: messenger RNA, 1026 nt
Organism: Dissoconium aciculare CBS 342.82
Lineage: Eukaryota; Fungi; Ascomycota; Dothideomycetes; Mycosphaerellales; Dissoconiaceae
Product: oxidoreductase-like protein
Exons: 1
Coding region: 1-1026 (341 amino acids)
Molecular function (GO): nucleotide binding
Source: RefSeq, a predicted model, not a curated record